Molecule: messenger RNA, 1017 nt
Organism: Malassezia vespertilionis
Lineage: Eukaryota; Fungi; Basidiomycota; Malasseziomycetes; Malasseziales; Malasseziaceae
Gene: SAR1
Product: COPII coat GTPase
Exons: 9
Coding region: 1-1017 (338 amino acids)
Biological process (GO): membrane organization; intracellular protein transport; vesicle organization
Cellular component (GO): ribosome; large ribosomal subunit; COPII vesicle coat
Molecular function (GO): GTP binding; RNA binding; structural constituent of ribosome
Source: RefSeq, a predicted model, not a curated record
AUGUUUAUUAUCAACUGGUUCUGGGAUAUCCUCGCUCAAUUGGGCCUUGCCCACAAAAACGCCAAGAUUCUUUUCCUUGGUCUUGACAAUGCAGGCAAGACUACCUUGUUGCAUAUGCUGAAGAAUGACCGCCUGGCUACGCUGCAGCCCACGCUUCACCCCACGUCCGAGGAGCUGGCCAUCGGUCAAGUCAAGUUUACUACGUACGAUCUUGGUGGUCACCAACAAGCUCGUCGUCUCUGGAAGGACUACUUCCCCGAAGUCGAUGGUAUUGUGUUUUUGGUCGACUCCCAGGAUCAGGAACGGUUCUCAGAGGCUCGUGCCGAGCUCGACAAGUUGCUUUCCAUUGAGGAACUGAAUAAGGUCCCUUUCCUUGUCCUCGGCAACAAGAUCGACGCUCCCGGCGCCAUCUCUGAGGAAGAACUCAGGCAAGCGCUUGGUCUUUACCAAACUACGGGCAAGGGCAACGUUCCGCUUAAGGACAUCCGUCCCAUUGAGGUCUUUAUGUGCUCCGUCGUGAUGAGGCAGGGGUACGGUGAGGGCUUCCGAUGGCUCUCGAGCUACCAGUUUGGCCGCACGGCGCCCAGCGUCUUCGGCAGCUUUACGGACCACCGUUUCAAGUCAUAUUUCGGUACCAUGGUCAGCUCCCAGCGUCGUGUAAAUCGCAAGGCCCACUUUGAUGCUCCGAGCCACAUCAGGAGGAAGAUGAUGUCUUCUCCUUUGAACAAGGAGCUCCGUACUGAACACGGUAUCCGCUCUCUUCCCAUCCGCAAGGAUGACGAGGUUGUUGUCGUUCGCGGCACUUCCAAGGGCUCCGAGGGCCGCGUUGUCCAGGUCUACCGUAAGAAGUGGGUCGUUCACCUUGAGCGCCUCCACCGCGAGAAGAGCAACGGCGCGACGGUGCCUAUUCCCGUUGACGCUUCUAACGUUGUGAUUACCAAGAUUAAGAUUGACAAGGACCGCAAGGCGUUGCUUGCGCGCAAGUCUGGUAAGAGCGUCGAGGAGGUUCAGGCCUAA